AGUGGCUGGUGUAGGCAACGCGGGAUGUUAUCUUAACCUCAAAAAUGCGCUUGAAGAGAUUUCUGAUAAAAUUAUCCCUGAAUUUCUUCUUUUUGGUGAUUUUUUGUGAAUUUAUCUUCUACUAUCUCGUCAUCAGGCAGUGUUCCUGGCCGGAGGAUUUCCCACAAACUUCAGACAAUGAAGGAAGUUCCGGAAGCACCCUAAAAGUACUUUUGCUUGCUGAUCCUCACCUCUUGGGACCCUACCGUGGUCACUGGUUUGAUAAACUUAGAAGAGAAUGGCAGAUGCGCCGAAGCUUUCAAUCAGCAAUCAAUCUCUUCCAUCCAGAAGCAGUAUUCAUCCUCGGGGAUCUCUUCGACGAAGGCAAAUGGGUCACAAGUACAGAAUUCAACGACUACGUGAAGAGAUUCCACGAGAUCUUUGCCGUUCCCACGGGAACCCAGCUGUAUGGGGUAGUUGGGAAUCAUGAUAUUGGAUUCCACUAUCAAGCUCAUCCGAAGCUAGUCAAGCGUUUUGAGGAGGAAUUCCACACAACAGGAGUCUCCCUCAUAACGCUGAAGGAUAUAAAUUUCAUCCUAAUCAAUUCAAUUGCAAUGGAAGGAGAUGGAUGUAGUCUCUGCGCCCAGGCAGAGAUGGAAUUACGAAAUAUUUCGCAAAUCUUUAAAUGUGCCCGGAAUGUGGGCAACUGCAAGGAUACACCCACAUUGCGAAGCUACAGCAAACCCAUCCUGCUGCAGCACUAUCCUCUCUAUAGGGAAUCCGAUAGGGAUUGUCAGGAGCACGAUCCAAUUCCCAUUGAGCUCUACAGGGAACGAUGGGAAGUCCUCUCGCAGGAAUCAUCGGAUCUCAUUGGGGAACUCGUAGCACCACGGAUUGCCUUCUCGGGGCAUUCCCACAACUACUGCCGGCUCAAAAGUCGCCUCGGAAUCACCGAGUACACCAUCUCGUCAUUCAACUGGCGCAACAAGAACAACCCAAAUUUCCUCCUGGCCACCUUCACGCCCACGGAAGAGGCUGUAAAGAAGUGCAGCACACCCAGGGAGAGUACAGUCAUUACAAUUUACAUUGUUGGAGCUUUCGUGGGUGUAAUUCUUGCCAUAAUCCACUGGCCCACCAUCAACCGUCGCCAUACGAAGAUUUUUUGAAUUUUAUUUCAUUUCCGGAAAGUCAAACAUAACCUCAUUCGGAACAGCUGUAAUACUAAUUUUUUUAGUGAUAAGAACUUAUCUCUACUGUAA
Lutzomyia longipalpis is the source of this 1238-nucleotide messenger RNA. It is a transcript of the gene PGAP5, whose product is annotated as metallophosphoesterase 1 homolog. The coding region runs from base 45 to 1145 and encodes 366 amino acids. The transcript is spliced from 2 exons. Gene Ontology annotation, biological process: GPI anchor biosynthetic process. Gene Ontology annotation, molecular function: hydrolase activity. The record is from RefSeq and is a predicted model, not a curated record. NCBI's taxonomy places the organism in Eukaryota, Metazoa, Arthropoda, Insecta, Diptera, Psychodidae.